AUGCAUACAUCGAAACCUUUGCAGCCGACGUCCGUGAAGCUCUAUGCGGCCAAUGGCUCAGAAAUAAACGCAUACGGUAUACUUCGCCGCCGUAUAAAUCUUGGCCUGCGACGGAACUUUGAGUGGAGCUUCAUGGUAGCUGACGUAAGUACACCGAUAAUCGGCAGCGAUUUUAUCCGCCACUACGAUUUAACCAUUGAUUUGAAAAGAAACAAAUUAAUAGACAAAACUACGAACCUCGAAGUGCCGUGCACUAUUCGCACCGGGUUGAAUAUGCAGAUUAAGGCAUUCGAUCAUAACGAUCCGUUCGCGAAGUUGCUGGCGGACUUCAAAGACCUCACAGAGAUGACUUCGGAUCGCAGACCAGUUAAUACUGAUGUUCAUCACGUCAUAGAAACAUCUGGUCAACCUGUGAACGCUCGUGUACGAAAGCUGGACCUGGAAAAGCUUGCUGCAGCCAAAGCCGAGUUCGAGUAUUUGAUGCGAAUCGGUGUAUGUCGUCCAUCCAAAA
This is a messenger RNA of Rhagoletis pomonella (apple maggot), 511 nucleotides long. RefSeq lists its product as uncharacterized. The transcript has a single exon. Lineage: Eukaryota; Metazoa; Arthropoda; Insecta; Diptera; Tephritidae. The record is from RefSeq and is a predicted model, not a curated record. The annotation marks the transcript as partial.